Molecule: messenger RNA, 2938 nt
Organism: Eucalyptus grandis
Lineage: Eukaryota; Viridiplantae; Streptophyta; Magnoliopsida; Myrtales; Myrtaceae
Product: ABC transporter C family member 2-like
Biological process (GO): transmembrane transport
Cellular component (GO): membrane
Molecular function (GO): ABC-type transporter activity; ATP hydrolysis activity; ATP binding
Source: RefSeq, a predicted model, not a curated record
AUGAAGCGGGCGAUAAUUCUUCUUGAUGUUUGCUUAUUAGUUUUAGAGCCAGCAAAAACGAUAAUUUACCCUAUCCAAUUGAACUAUGAGAAUCCAGGAUCAAGGGGUCGUGAUCUUACAGAGAUUGGUGAAAGAGGGGUGAAUAUAAGCGGAGGGCAAAAGCAGAUUUCUAUGGCCAGGGCUGUUUACUCGAAUUCAGAUAUUUACAUAUUUGAUGACCCUUUAAGUGCCCUGGAUGCUCAUGUUGGUCGACAGGUGUUCAAUAGCUGUAUCAAGGAAGAGCUGCGAGGGAAGACCCGGGUCCUUGUCACGAACCAGCUACAUUUUCUUCCUCAAGUGGAUCGAAUCCUUGUGGUUCAUGAAGGAAUGGUCAAGGAGGAGGGGACUUUUGAGGAGCUCUCUAAAAGCGGGAUUUUGUUCCAGAAACUUAUGGAGAAUGCAGGAAUGGAGGACCAAACAGAAGAGGCCGAGGAGGAGGAGAAGAAAAAUGUAGAGGAGAAAACAUCUAAAAGAGCAACUGACAGCAUUGUUGAUGAAUCGUCAAAAGAUCAAGGCCGCGGGAAGAAAGGUAAAGGAGGGAAGUCGGUACUUAUUAAGCAAGAGGAACGGGAAACAGGCAUUGUGAGUUGGAAAGUCCUGAUGAGGUACAAAGGGGCACUGGGAGGCCUGUGGGUGGUGGCAGUACUCUUUAUAUGCUAUAUUUCAACUGAAGUUCUUCGUAUUUCAAGUAGCAAGUGGUUGAGUUUCUGGACAGAUCAAAGCACUUCAGAGGACUACAGACCAGGAUUCUACAUAUUGAUCUACGCACUUUUGUCCUUUGGUCAGGUGACCGUGACACUGACUAAUUCUUAUUGGUUGAUUAUUUCGAGCCUCAGUGCGGCAAAAAGAUUGCAUGAUUAUAUGCUCCAGUCUAUAUUAAGGGCUCCCAUGAUUUUCUUUCACACCAACCCAAUGGGAAGAAUAAUCAACAGGUUUGCCAAGGAUCUAGGCGACAUAGAUCGCAAUGUUGCCCAAUUUGUAAAUAUGUUCAUGGGCCAAUUCUGGCAGCUACUUUCGACUUUUGUGCUCAUAGGAAUUGUGAGCACAAUCUCUCUUUGGGCCAUAAUGCCGCUCUUGAUCUUGUUUUAUGCAGCCUAUCUGUAUUACCAGACUACAUCUCGUGAAGUGAAACGCUUGGAUUCAAUUACCAGAUCUCCAGUUUAUGCGCAAUUCGGAGAAGCAAUGAAUGGCUUGUCAACAAUACGUGCAUAUAAAGCAUAUGAUAGGUUGGCCGCCAUUAACGCCAAGGCCAUGGACAAUAAUAUCAGAUUCACCCUUGCCAAUUUCAGUUCCAACCGUUGGCUCAACAUAAGGUUGGAGACUUUAGGAGGCAUAAUGAUCUGGUUGACAGCAACAUUUGCAGUAAUGCAGACCGGAAAAGCAGAAAACAGAGCAGCCUUUGCUUCAACUAUGGGUCUCCUCCUCAGCUACACUUUGAAUAUAACGAGCCUUUUGAGUGGUGUUCUGAGACAAGCAAGCAAAGCUGAGAAUAGUCUAAAUGCUGUAGAGCGUGUGGGUGUGUACAUAGAAUUGCCUUCCGAGGCUCCGGCUAUAGUAGAGAGCAACCGGCCCCCUCCUGGCUGGCCUUCAUUGGGAUCAAUUAAAUUUGAAGAUGUGGUUCUUCGUUACAGACCUGAACUUCCUCCGGUCUUGCAUGGAUUGUCCUUUUCAGUAGCACCCCGUGAGAAACUCGGAGUAGUUGGAAGAACCGGUGCAGGAAAAUCUAGCAUGAUAAAUACUUUGUUCCGAAUUGUCGAGCUCGAAAAAGGAAGGAUCUUGAUAGAUGGGUGCAACACUUCUAAGAUAGGACUCGAAGAUUUGCGUAAAGUCCUUAGCAUCAUACCUCAAUCACCAGUUCUUUUCUCGGGAACUGUGAGAUUUAAUCUCGACCCUUUCAAUGAACAUAACGACGCUGACCUCUGGGAGGCUCUGGAGAGAGCACAUUUGAAGGAUGUCAUCAGGAGGAACUCUUGCGGCCUGGAUGCUGAGGUUUCUGAGGGCGGAGAGAACUUCAGUGUUGGACAGAGGCAACUGCUGUGUCUUGCUCGAGCAUUACUAAGAAGAUCUAAGAUUCUUGUUCUUGAUGAAGCAACUGCAGCCGUUGAUGUUAGAACUGAUGCUCUCAUCCAGAAAACCAUUCGUGAAGAAUUCAACUACUGCACUAUGGUCAUCAUCGCUCACAGACUUAACACUAUCAUUGACACCGACCGAAUUCUUGUGCUUGAUGCUGGCCAAGUAGUGGAACACGAUACUCCAGAGAAUCUGCUGUCAAAUGAAGCAAGUGCAUUCUCUAAGAUGGUUCAAAGCACGGGUUCUGCUAAUGCGCAGUAUCUACAUGGCUUAGUCCUCCAAAAGAAAGAGAGUAGGUUACAGAUGGAAACAAAACAUCUAGACAGCGAGAGACGACGAUCGGCCUCUUCCUGCUGGGCUGCUGCUGCCAAUGUUGCUCUAACGGUCAGCCUCAAUUCCAACAACGCCCUACAGAUUUUGAAUAUUGAGGACAAUGACAACAGCAGCGACAACAUCCUUAAGAGAACAAAAGAUGCAGUUAUAACCCUUCAGGACGUCUUCGAAGGGAAGCACAACGAAGAUAUAGAAAAUGCUUUGUACCAUUAUCAAGUUCCUGCUGAUGGCUGGUGGUCUGCUCUCUACAAGAUAGUUGAAGGUCUAGGUUUGAUGAGCAGACUGGCUGACGGUAGAUAUGAACGACUAGAGCACGAGUUUGGAGAUAACGUGGAUUGGGAUGCUGGGAGAAUGUUGUAAAAGAAGUGGAGACAUCAACCCGAUUCUUCAAUUUUAAUCGAAGGAUUUGACAUGCAAAGGCAAAUAUAGUGAUACUGUCUUCUGUGGGGCAAAAGAACGCUUCAAAUGCCAUAACUUAUACAAAGGGACACUUAAA